Exophiala xenobiotica is the source of this 4410-nucleotide messenger RNA. Its product is annotated as aspartate-tRNA(Asn) ligase. The coding region runs from base 985 to 3855 and encodes 956 amino acids. The transcript is spliced from 3 exons. Gene Ontology annotation, molecular function: RNA binding; ATP binding; aspartate-tRNA ligase activity. Gene Ontology annotation, biological process: aspartyl-tRNA aminoacylation. The record is from RefSeq and is a predicted model, not a curated record. Lineage: Eukaryota; Fungi; Ascomycota; Eurotiomycetes; Chaetothyriales; Herpotrichiellaceae. Gene Ontology annotation, cellular component: cytoplasm; cytosol; aminoacyl-tRNA synthetase multienzyme complex.
GUCUCAUGUAUUUCUCUUCCCUAUCUUCGAUUCUCUUUCUGCACUGAGAAAAAUGGCUCCGACCAAGACUCCUGGGCGACUCGAUGGCCCUGGCGCUCAAUAUGUCGAUAUGACGUCGGCCGCUAAUGAAAUGGAUCUAUUAUUGGACGGAGGUUGGGAUCCUUCACAGUCCGUUCCAGCUCGUGACGAAGUCCUCUUGGAGCCGAAAGAAGUGCAUAACUGAUCACAAUGUUGGACUUCGACCACCGCUGUUGUGGACGUUUCACCAUUACAACUGGUUUUGGAGAGCUACAAGUUGGGUCUUCAUACUAUGGAUAUCAGGUGUUGGAAGAUUGAAGAUUACGCUCUCUCACUACUUCAUCAGGGAACCAAAGCUUAUCGUUAUUGACAAGAGGGGCCGAGGGGCAUCAGCGUGACUAAGCCAUCUAUGCACAGACUUCGACUUUCCAUCCAUACGAUGCCGGCCUUCCCGCCCGCAUCAUCCUGCUCUUCCACCUUCUGCCUUGUCUAUCGCUUGUUCACGCUUGUUGUUCUUUGCGGCCCAACUCUAUCCUGAACCUGCAUCUGCCGCUGAAUCAGUCGGCUACUCUCCUUCUUCACCUCUGACUUCUGGUAUCACUGCAGGGGCGACCGCACACAGCACCCGCCCCUCUCAGCAAGGUUCCAUCGUGGUGCCAUCCUGCGGGCUGACCGACAACCCCUCUGCAGGAAGACCAGUCUGUCAAAGCGUCUCUGCCGUAGAACUUCUUGGGUUGCUCUGAUUGCUUGGAAAGUCGCUGCGUCCGAAACGCCCUAAGCCCAGAUUUGGCCAUCCAGAAACACGUAAUCAAGAUAUCUCCUCAAUAACCUUGACGGCCAAGAAAAGCACUCGGCCGUAGCCUCAAAUCGGACCUUCCAACUCGACCUCUUGCGAAUACUGAAGCCUCAUCUUCCGCAACUGGAGACACCUCCUGUCCGAGAAGUGUUGGCCGAGUGAUCGCGGCCAUGUCGGUCCUCAAAAAGAUCACGAAACAUGUGCCUACCAGAGGGAGCGACUCUCCCAGGGCGAGUGGUGAAUUCUCUCCCAUCUCCUCCUCGAGCCCCGGCCCUCAUCGCCGCUCUCUUGCUCAAUUGCUCCACCUCGAGAAGGACUAUACCUCCAGCGACAAUGAGUCUGACAUUAGCGACUUCGAUAGCGAUGGGUUGAGCAAGAACGCCCAGAAGCGGGCCAUUGCGAAACAGAAAAAGAAGGAACAGCGCUCCAGACUGAGCCUGGAAAACCGUGAUGACUCAGAAGAGCGCAUCAGAAAGAGACUGGAAGAAGCUGGGAAGACUGAGACAGCCGAGAUGAAGGCUCGCUACGGCGACUUGCCUUUGAUGCAAUCUACGACUCGCCACACAACCGACCGCAUCGACCUCAGCACCAUCACCGAAGACAUGGUCGGGAAGGAAGUUACUUUUCGCUGCAGACUGCACCAUGUGCGAAACAUGGGUGCAAAGUUGGUCUUUUUGAUCUUCAGGCAACAAAUUUCUACAAUCCAAGGUGUGCUUGUAGAGGCGCCUGGCAAGGUCUCUGCCAUCAUGAUCCACUGGGCCGAGCAUCUGCGCACAGGCAACAUCAUGUUGGUCAAGGGCGUUUUGCAAAAGCCUCAGAUCCCAGUCAAGUCUGCGUCUAUCCACACUAUCGAGGUUCACGUAACCGACUUGCACGUCGUCGUAAAACGUGACGAGCCAGUCCCCUUCUCCGUCCAAGAGGCCGAGUUGACUGUUUUCGAUGAGGAGCAGAAGGUGGAUGGCCGGCAGACUAUCAUCCCUGACCGAGUCAGACUGGCCAACCGUAUCAUGGAUUUACGGACUGCCACCUCCCAUUCCAUCUUUCGCAUCCAAGCUGCUGUAGGAAAUCUUUUCCGCAGUGCCCUUGAUGAAGAACGCUUUGUUGAAAUCCACACACCGAAACUCCAGGGUGCGGCCACCGAAUCGGGUGCAUCUGUCUUCAAGGUCAACUACUUUGGUCGGCUGGCUUUCCUUGCACAGUCUCCUCAACUUGCCAAACAGAUGGCGAUUGCAUCCGACUUUGAACGGGUCUAUGAAAUUGGAGCUGUCUUCAGAGCCGAGAAUUCCAACACCCACCGUCAUCUGACCGAAUACACUGGUCUCGAUCUGGAGAUGGCUAUUGAAGAGCAUUAUCACGAGAUGAUGGAUGUUAUUGACACCGUCCUCAAGAAUAUCUUCUCCGGUAUCUAUACCAAGUACCGCACCGAAGUGGAGAUUAUCAAAGAGCAAUUCCCUAGUGAGGAUCUCGUUUGGUUGGAAGAGACUCCGCGGAUCCCUUUCAAAGACGCGGUCCAACUCCUGACAGACUCAGGCUGGUUGAAUGAAGAUGGAGAACCAAUCAGUCCACUGGAGGAUCUGUCCACUCGAGAUGAAAUUCGUCUAGGAGAGCUCAUGAGGGAAAAGUACAAAACAGACUACUAUAUCUUGGACAAGUUCCCGAGGUCUGCACGUCCUUUUUACACUAUGCCAGACGCCCACGAUCCCCGAUACACCAACUCUUUCGACGUAUUUGUCCGCGGACAAGAGAUCAUCUCGGGUGGCCAACGUAUCCACGAGUCACAGAUGCUCGAGGACAACAUGCGCACCGUUGGUAUCGACCCUGAUGACAUGGCUGAGUACAUGGAAGGUUUCAAGUGGGGCGCACCACCUCAUGCGGGUUGCGGUGUGGGCCUUGAGCGUAUUGUCAUGCUCAUUCUUAAGCUGGGCAACAUCCGUCUCGCCUCGCUAUUCCACAGAGACCCCAAGUCAUUCCCCGCCAAACCCCAAGUCGAGAAGCUCAGACAUCCAGAAGCAGACACUCUCAAUCCAGUCUGGCGACAGGAACGUGGCCGGGAGGUUGCAGUGGAAGACCGAAAGAUGCCCGACCUAUUCGACCUCAUCGCGAACUAUGGCGAUGCCACAUCGACGUCCUGGGGUGAUGAACGAUACAAGAUCUGGCGCCAUGCCGAUACCGGUGCCGCCGUUUCUUACGUACCUGAGGGUCAUCAUGCCAUUCUUCCUGGAGACCCGCUAUGUGACCCUCGACAGUACUAUCGCAUCGUCGUAUCCUUCCUGCAAUGGAUGAAGAAGGAGACCCAUCUGAAGCCUAUUUGGAUCUUGAUCAGUCCGGAAAUGGAAGAAGUCCUCGGUGAGCGUUUAGGCUGGAAGACACUUUCUUGCGUGGCCGAGGAACGUGUUGAUCCACACAAGAAGAGUGCAGAGUCAGACCCUGAAGUCGCGAGAAAGAUUCGCAAAGCUCAGAAUGAUGGUGUUAAGAUCACCGACCUUGAUCCGAAAGAACCCGUUCCGGAAUCUAUCAAAGAGCGCGCCAACGCCCGAGUCAAGGAUUGGGUUGCAAACCGCAAGGGUACACAAAUCCAUCUGUCCAAUAUCGACUUGUUCAGAGAUGAGAAGCAUAGAAGAUACACCAUUGCAGAAGACAAAGAUGGCAAACUUUGUGGUAUCGCUGUCUUGGCUAUGCUCGCUCCUCGCAAAGGAUGGCAAGCCAAGUACACUCUCGAUUUCCCUGGUGCCCCAUCAGGAACCAUUGAAUACCUCACCACACAUGCGCUCACGACUGCCGCUAAUGCCGGUGCGCAUACUGUUACUUUUGGUGGUGGAGCUGCUCAGCAUUUGACGCCGGGUCAUCACAUGAGUGGUGCCAAGGUCAAGAUGUUGCAAGCGACAUAUGAUGCUAUUGUUAAGCAAUUCAACCUUGCCAGAAAGUCAGAGUUCAGAGAGAAGAUGGGUGCGAAGGCUGAUCCGCUUUGGAUCGCUUAUCCUCCACAUGGUCUUGGUUCUAGAGGUAUCAAAGCAAUCAUGCGAUUCUUCCAGGAUGAUUAAGCAGAGCUUUCACCUCGAGUUCGACUGCCAUGGCCUACAGGUGUGCCUAGAUACGGUCUAUGAUGGUUAAGAGUGGCACUGGCCAAUGACGAAGACCUGGACAAUGUGAUCGGACUACCCUAACUUGCCACGGUGGUUUAGCUAAACGCAGAAGCAAUGGGAACACGAAACAAUCUCUCUCUCUCUCUCUCUCUCUCUCUCUCUCUCUCUCUCUCUCUCGGCUACCUGAAACGAAAACACGGGAGGCGCAGCCGCAUCGAAAGCCUAGUAGUGUCAACAGACUGCCAGUGCUAGCGUCAGCAUGGACUUGGGCCUAAUUUGGAAGAAUUCGUUGUGCCGUUGGAUGGGAGAACUGCAGUCUAUGCACAUUUUUUUAGCCUACAUACCCUUUUGUCUUUCGUUUAUGUCCGGUAAAUCAACGAACUAGAUAGCAACGGGCCCGUCGUAGCGGCCCAAUCCUCUACACCUCGCGGUCCAUUGAAGCCUUUCCUAUGGCAUAUCUGAUACCUGUGGUUCAUUUUCGGGGCACAGAACAUGAGCUGCCACAACCGGUUU